Messenger RNA from Macadamia integrifolia, 1064 nucleotides. RefSeq lists its product as uncharacterized. The record is from RefSeq and is a predicted model, not a curated record. Bases 278 to 901 code for a protein of 207 amino acids. Lineage: Eukaryota; Viridiplantae; Streptophyta; Magnoliopsida; Proteales; Proteaceae. The transcript is spliced from 2 exons.
UCUCUUUCCUCUUCCCUCUCUAUCCAUUCUCCUUAAAUCUUGGCUUCCCCAACCUUUCUCCACCAGAAGCAGCAACCGCUGCACAAAGCUUCGUUGCUCCUUCACGCCUCCAAACCCUUGCCUUCUCUUCUCUCUACGACUCUAUAAAUCUGGUUAUGAUAGCUGUGAUCGACGGGGAUCCUGAGAGCCUAAGCUCUUCUCCAGCUCUCGGCUUCCCCCACACCAGAUUCUUCCGUUACCGCCGAUUGAGGUGAUCGAUUCUCAAACUCAAUACAAAAUGCCGAACCCUUCAAAGAGUGGGCACCGAAAGGGGCUAGAAGACAAUGGCAAGGGAGCUAGGAAAUUGAAGAACAAGGCAGCGUCUUUUCACGGACGACCCCAUCCAAUUGGGGCGGGAAUUCGCCGGCCGAAUACCGACCCGGAUCUGCUUUCUGCGGGGAAAUUUCAGGAGAUUCCGUCUGAGAUGCCGGUUAGGUUGACGAAAUUGCUACUGAACGUGACGAUACUUAGGAGUUUGGGAGCUAUUCAAGUGGUGAUGUCGCCGGAAUCGACUGUCGGGGAUCUGAUUGCUGCGGCGGUGAAGUUGUAUGCUAAAGAGGGGCGAAGGCCCUUGCUGCCCACAACGGACCCAGCGGGUUUUGAUCUCCAUUACUCGCAGUUCAGCUUAGAAAGCUUGAUUCGUGAGGAGAAGCUGAAAGAACUGGGGUCGAGGAAUUUUUUCCUGUGUCCCAAGAACCCAGACAGAGCUGCGGUAGAGGCAUCUUCUUCUUCGUCGACGUUGUCGUCGUCUGCAGCGGUGGCAUCGUCAUCGUCAUCGUCAUCGUCAUCCUGCUCGAACCAAGCUGAGAAGGUUUCCAAGUUUGCUUUUCCGUGGCUUAGGUUCAUGGAUUUCUCUCUGUAAUUCGUUAGGGAGGAGGGACGAAGGUUCUACUCUCUAAUGGUUCGAUCAUUGUAAAUUAUUAAGGGGACAAGGAGUAUUUUGGUCAUUUUAUUAAUAUUGUAUUUCCUCAUGAUUUAUCAUGUUUAGUGGUGUAAUAUAUUGUUUUUAAAAUUUAGGAUUGCAA